UGUGACACCGGCCCUGGGUAUGCAACACCUCUGGACGCCAUGAAAGGUCCCAGGGAGAGAAUCAUCUACGUUCCUUGCAUCUUAACUGGCUCCGGCGUCCAAGCACCUGACUACCUGGCCACAGUAGAUGUGGAUCCACAAUCUCCUUGUUACUCCCAGGUAAUCCACCGCCUGCCCAUGCCAUACAUCAAUGAUGAGCUCCACCACUCCGGGUGGAAUGCCUGCAGCAGCUGCUUUGGGGACGCAACCAAGAAGCGAAACCGGUUGAUCUUACCUUGUUUCGGCUCUUCUCGCAUUUACGUGGUGGACACUGGGACUGACGAGCGGGCUCCCAGGCUGUACAAGGUAAUUGAACCAAGGGAAGUUUUUCAGAAAUGUGACCUGGCUUACCUACAUACCUCUCACUGCCUAGGCUGUGGGGAAGUCAUGAUCAAUGCGCUGGGGGACCCACGCGGCAACGGAAAAGGUGGCUUCGUUGUCCUGGAUGCAGAGACCUUUGAAGUGAAGGGGAGAUGGGACAGACCCACUCAAGAAUCUCCACCAGGGGGCGAUUUCUGGUACCAGCCAAGGCACAACGUCAUGAUCAGCACAGAAUGGGGAGUGCCAAAAUUUUUUAGUACCGGGUUCAACCCAGCUGACCUGGGGACAGGGAUUUACGGCCGUCACUUGAACAUCUGGGACUGGACAACCCACUGCCUUCACCAGUCAAUUGAUAUGGGGGAAGAUUCCAUCCCAGUUGAAAUUCGGUUCCUGCAUAACCCUAAUUCUGCGCAUGGAAUGGUGUGCGGCGCGCUGGAGGGCUCCAUCAUUCACUUCUUCAAGACACAGAAUGGAUGUUGGGCCGCAGAGAAAGUGAUCCAGAUUCCAAGGAAGAAAGUAUCGGGAUGGUUUUUACCUGAAAUGCCAGCCAUCUUAGGUGACCUUCUCAUUUCAUUGGAUGACCGAUACCUGUAUGUGAGCAACUUCACACAUGGCGACGUCCGUCAGUAUGACAUCACUAAUCCUUACUGCCCCAGGCUGGUUGGACAGGUGUUUUUGGCUGGCAGCAUCACCAAAGGCGGGGUGGUCACCGUCCUCGAAGAUCAAGAGCUGAACUGCCAACCUGAUCCUUUUGUAAUCCAAGGAAGGAGAGUCUAUGGAGGACCUGUAAUGCUUCAGCUCAGCUUGGAUGGCUGCAGACUUUAUGUUACCAAUACCCUGUACACUCCUUGGGACAAACAGUUUUACCCUGAACUAGUCAGGGAAGGUUCCGUCAUGAUACAGAUCGAUGUGAACACUGAACAGGGGGGCCUGUGUGUAAACGAGGACUUCCUGGUGGAUUUUGGGAAGGAACCCUUGGGGCCUGCCCGUGCUCAUGAGAUGCGCUAUCCCGGGGGAGACUGCACCUCAGACAUUUGGGUUUAG
Messenger RNA from Eublepharis macularius, 1404 nucleotides. RefSeq names its product methanethiol oxidase-like. The transcript is spliced from 11 exons. Gene Ontology annotation, molecular function: selenium binding. The coding region runs from base 40 to 1404 and encodes 454 amino acids. NCBI's taxonomy places the organism in Eukaryota, Metazoa, Chordata, Lepidosauria, Squamata, Eublepharidae. The record is from RefSeq and is a predicted model, not a curated record.